Molecule: messenger RNA, 2184 nt
Organism: Drosophila bipectinata
Lineage: Eukaryota; Metazoa; Arthropoda; Insecta; Diptera; Drosophilidae
Gene: Sk2
Product: Sphingosine kinase 2
Biological process (GO): phosphorylation; sphingosine biosynthetic process
Cellular component (GO): cytoplasm; membrane; intracellular membrane-bounded organelle
Source: RefSeq, a predicted model, not a curated record
GCUGCCCUGGUUGUGAUAAGGGAAUCCAAAAGCCCGACAUUAAAAAUAAAAUGCUGCUUGGCAUCGGAGUCUCCAGUAAAGAUGAACGAAUCUCAUGAUAAAAGGAGCACCAGCACGGCCAGCUCCACGCCCCCAGAAGGGGCGGACGUUGGGGACCUGGGCCACGACGUGAGUGACACUUUUUAUACGAGUCAACGGAAGGGCAGCCACGUCUUCCGGGUGCGCCUGGACGCCACAGGAUUCACACUUCAGCGCGAGUCACCGGCAGGCACCAUAAUAAAGGAGCAACAAGUACGAAUCUCGGACAUCGUGGGAGCACGAUGCAUGCGUCCAAAGAAAAGUCGUCGCCUGGCCAUGUCCGGAGCAUGCGCCUGCAGUUCCGGAAAUCCCAAUUCCCCGGCUAUCUCGGCGUCUGGGGAUCACCGAGGUGCAACGGCGACACCCAGUAAAUGUAGCAUCACCAGCAGGAAUGACCCUCCGGUCGGAGACGGCGACGUCAGUGCCUACCUGUACGUCUUCGCCUACGUCCUGAAAAAGCGGAGUCUCCGCACCGAGCUGCAUAGGGAGCGAACCGUUCUGACCCUGCGUUUUCGAUCCUUCGACACCUUCGAGGACAACAUGCGUGAAGCCGACCGCUGGUAUCGGGCACUUCGCUGGCAGUUGCAUCGCACAAUGGAGGAGAUUUUCGUGGCCCCCACUUCGGACGAGCGUCGUCGCCGCGUUCUGGUACUCCUGAACCCCAAAUCUGGCUCCGGUAACGCACGCGAAGUUUUCAAUAUGCAUGUCACUCCGGUUCUGAACGAAGCGGAAGUGCCCUAUGAUCUGUAUGUAACGAAGCAUUCCAACUUUGCCAUUGAAUUCAUGAGCACACGGGUUCUGGAUGCCUGGUGUUGCGUCGUAGCUGUCGGCGGAGAUGGACUUUUCCAUGAAAUCGUCAAUGGAUUGCUGCAACGCGAAGAUUGGGCUCACGUUCUCCCCCAUUUGGCAUUGGGUAUCAUUCCGUGUGGAUCCGGAAACGGCUUGGCCCGAUCCAUAGCCCAUGGCUACAACGAACCGUACUUCAGCAAGCCUAUUCUGGGAGCAGCCCUUACCGUGAUCAGCGGUCGCAGUUCCCCCAUGGAUGUUGUAAGGGUCCAGUUGCAAAGUCGUUCCGUUUACUCCUUCCUGUCUAUCGGCUGGGGCUUCAUUUCGGAUGUGGACAUCGAGAGCGAGCGCAUUCGUAUGCUGGGAUACCAGCGCUUUACCGUCUGGACACUGUACAGGCUGGCAAAUCUGCGCACCUACAAUGGAAAGAUCAGUUACCUGCUAAGGGAUCAGGAUUCUCCAGCACCGGGACACUCUAUUGGUGAAUACGGUGGACAGUACAGGCUGCAGAGCAGUCGUAGUUGUAACACGCACAUCGACAAGCUGGCAGCCAAUCCCAGUUUUCAUCAUUCCAGUACCGAGUACCUGCCGCAGGAGUUUGCAGAUGUAAUAUCAUUGGAGACCUCUAUCAACCAGUCGUUCCGUUCCCGUUGCGACAGUUGGUUGUCUGGCGGAUCACGCAGGAGCUUUUACUAUUCCAUAUCGGAGAGCAUCUAUCACAGUCUGGCCGAUGAGAGUGAGUUUUCUGGACUGGCAGCUGCUUCGUUGGAAAAUAGGCAGCAGAACUUUGGACCAUCAAGCGAGCUGCCUGACUUGAGCGAGCCUCUCCUUAAAGAGCAGGGCUGGUUAGUAGAGGAGGGAGAGUUUGUAAUGAUGCACGCCGUCUACCAGACGCAUCUGGGCAUCGAUUGUCAUUUUGCACCAAAAGCCCAGAUGAACGACGGCACCAUCUACCUUAUACUUAUACGCGGUGGCAUCAGCCGACCGCACCUGCUGAGCUUCCUUUACAACAUGAGUUCCGGCACCCACUUGCCGGAGGUGAACAACGAGUACGUGAAGGUGCUGCCGGUGCGCGCCUUCCGUUUGGAACCGCACGACAAUCACGGCAUCAUCACCGUCGACGGGGAGCGGGUGGAGUUCGGACCCCUCCAGGCGGAGGUACUGCCGGGCAUAGCCCGUGUCAUGGUGCCGAAGUAAUGGAGCAUUCAUUGCACUCUCAAUGAGGCUUUAAAUGGAGCAAAAGCAAUCUCGUUUUAGGAAUCUCGGCAUUUGUAUGUGUGUAGCUAAUACAUAGGGCUCUACAUAGCCGGGUUUAUCCUA